This is a messenger RNA of Chaetomium globosum CBS 148.51, 4455 nucleotides long. RefSeq lists its product as uncharacterized. Gene Ontology annotation, biological process: lipid metabolic process. Bases 1 to 4455 code for a protein of 1484 amino acids. Gene Ontology annotation, molecular function: phosphatidylcholine lysophospholipase A1 activity. NCBI's taxonomy places the organism in Eukaryota, Fungi, Ascomycota, Sordariomycetes, Sordariales, Chaetomiaceae. The transcript has 4 exons. The record is from RefSeq and is a predicted model, not a curated record. Gene Ontology annotation, cellular component: endoplasmic reticulum.
AUGGAUGUAGUAAACUCGACCGCCCGAGCGGCGGUCACGUCAGCGACAGCAGUGACGGCAGUGACAGGGACCGGAGACCGACAUCCCAAUCCGCUAUCCUCGGCUGUAGCUGCCGCAAGCGAUGUUGCCAACGCCCAUGGCUCUUCCUCCUGGCUCGGCUUGUUUGCGAGAGUCGUUCUCUGGCUCCUCCAGUUCGUGUCAAUGGUGCUCUACUAUGCCAUCAAACUGGCCACUAUUUCGGUCCCUACCUUGUUGUAUACCCUCUUUUCAACGAGCCUCACCGUCACCAUGAACGCGACUACUCUGAUGCUCAUCGUUGCGGCCAUGAUAGGCGCCAUCAGCUGGGUGGUGAGGUACCGCUACCUCAACAUGUACUCACGGUUGCCCCCCGAGCCACAGCGCAAGGAGCCGGACGUCGAUCUCUUCCCGGAUACGCACGAGGAGGGCAUCAAAUCAGGCUUGUCAAACUACUUCGACGAGUUUCUCAGCGCCAUCAAAAUCUUCGGCUACCUUGAGCGGCCCGUCUUCCACGAGCUGACCCGCAGCAUGCAGACCCGGAAGCUAAUCGCCGGCGAGUCGUUCAACCUCGAGGAAGAGAAGGGAUUCUGUCUUGUCGUGGAUGGUCUGGUCGAGAUAUUUGUGAAGUCGUCCAGUUACAACCGCCGCUACCCUCACGGCCCCUAUUUCAGCCCCAACAGCGAGGCCCCCUCGAGCGAUGACGAGCAUCCCGCGCCGGGGCAGCAACGGUACCAACUAUUGACCGAGGUCCGGAACGGCGCGCCCAUGUCAUCUUUGUUCUCCAUCAUGUCGCUCUUCACUGAGGACGUGCCACUGCGGCACGCCGACGAAGACAACUCGGAACCCGGCACCACCACCCACAGUGGUCUCUUCCCCAACUAUCCUGCGAGCGCAGACUUUCGGAAAUCCCGUGUCAGAAUGGAUUCUGUCCCGAAUACCCCUCAAAUGGAUGCGUCCGCAUCAAGUUCGGCGAAUAAUCUACCCGGGCAGCUCGACCGUGGUCUGCCCCAUGUUCCGCCCAUCUCACUCGACGGCACUGGUUUCUCCAAACCUCAAAGGCCAGUCCCUAAGAGGAGCAACACCACCUCGGCCCAUCCGGAUAUCAUCGCGAGGGCAACGGUCGACACAACUGUCGCCAUCAUUCCCGCCAGUGCUUUCCGACGCCUGAUAAAAAUAUACCCGAAGGCUACGGCACACAUUGUCCACGUCAUUCUGUCCAGGUUCCAAAGAGUCACACUCGCAACUGCAUACAAUUACCUUGGGCUGACCAACGAGGUCCUCCAGAUUGAGCGCCAGAUGCUCAAAUACACUACGCAACAACUUCCCAACCAUCUCCGGGGGGAUGCGCUGGAUAGACUGAAGGAGAAGUUCAAACGAGAGGUGGAGAGGAUGGGGGAGGAGGAUGAUGUCAGCAAAGGGAUAGCGCUUCACAAUGCUCGUGCUGGCCGUAGGCGCCGCUCAACAGCAACCCUUCGGAAAGAGGCAGCUUUGCAGGCCUUCUCCAAGCAGCGCAAUAUCUCAUCAAUGUCGGGCUCGUCUCUCGCCAUCCCCAACGCUGGAGACCUUGUCACACAUUUGCAGCAGUCAAGAGGCGGUGGCAACAGGGCGCAGAGCGUGGCUUUCACCGAUGGACCUUCACCGCAUCUCGACGUAGAGAGGGAGGCGGUCUCCCCGCUGGCCCAGCGCACCUUCGACCCGUUCGUGACUCCGAGGAGCAUCCAUGUAGCGCUCGAAAAGAGGGAGACGCUGGACGAAGAUAACCUGUUCCGGGAGUCGAUUCUGGAGUGCAUGUUCAGAUCCAUCGGCCUGACCGGUAGCGGAGGCUCAAAUAAAGACGCAGACUCCAACCAAGCCUCUCCCCGGCUCAUAUCCUUUGAUCAGCGGCGACAAAAGGCCCUCUACACAAAUCACGCCUUCGGAUUUAUGGACGGACUCGACGGAUCGGCCGAUGGAGACACGGAAUCCAUCACGUCCGCGGGGCUAUCUCUGCCUGCGUCCCCGAACCCUCAGUUUCUGGCGCAGGAGAUGAGAGACGAGAUGGAGAUCGUCUUUUUCCCGAAGGGAUCUGUGUUGGUAGAGCAGGGUGAGAGAAACCCAGGUCUAUACUAUGUCGUUGACGGCUUUCUGGAUAUCUGUACUCAGGAGGAUGCCGCAGCAUCUGAUGUUGUUCACCCUACGAGUAGGACAUCACUGCAUGCGAUGGAUAGCGCCCAGUCGAUCCGCUCUCCGCAGCGCUCGCCACAACCAUUUGCAGAAUCCAUGCGCUCAGGAAACAAGGUCGAUGAUGCUGAGAUCAAAUCCAAGCCCAACCGCCGGAGCGUAGCCUUGAUCAAGCCCGGCGGGCUCGCCGGUUACGUUGGGACCAUCUCGUCGUACCGGUCGUUCAUUGAAGUCGUUGCAAAGACGGAUGUCUAUGUCGGUUUCCUCCCACUCACGUCGAUCGAGAGAAUCGUCGACCGGUAUCCCAUCGUGCUCCUUACCAUGGCGAAGCGGCUCACGAACCUGCUCCCCCGCUUGAUUCUGCACAUCGACUUCGCUUUGGAGUGGCUCCAAGUCAAUGCCGGCCAGGUCAUCUUCCACGAGGGAGACGAGAGCGAAGCCAUAUACAUUGUGCUGAAUGGCCGCCUGAGGUUAGUUGAGGACAGGAAAGACGGCGGGAUGAACGUUAAGGCCGAGUAUGGUCAAGGCGAGAGCAUCGGAGAACUUGAGGUCUUAACCGAAACUUCUCGUUCCGGUACCUUGCAUGCCAUCCGGGAUACGGAACUUGUCAAGUUCCCCCGUACUCUGUUCAACAGUCUGGCCCAGGAACACCCCAACAUCACGAUCAAGAUCUCCAAGAUCAUCGCCUCACGCAUGAGAGCGCUGAUUGACGACCCGUCGACGAUGCUGGGAAUCAAGGACUCGUCUGGCAGAAGUUCGAUCAACAAGAGCUCCACCACGCUCAACUUGAGGACUGUUGCCGUCUUGCCGGUUUCGGCGGGCGUGCCCGUGGUCGAGUUUAGCAACAGGCUGCUGAGCGCGCUGACCGAAGUUGGGGCCCCCAACGGCGCCACGUCGCUAAAUAGCGCGGCUGUUCUGAAUCAUCUUGGGAAGCACGCAUUUAACAGAAUGGGCAAACUCAAGUUGUCACAGUAUCUUGCCGACCUGGAGGAGAAGUACGGGCUCGUCAUCUACGUUGCGGACACCAACGUUAAUGCCCCGUGGACGCAGACGUGCGUCGCCCAGGCUGACUGCGUCCUCAUGGUCGGCUUGGCUGAUGGCUCCCCGGAAAUUGGAGAGUAUGAACGCUUCAUGCUUGGCAUGAAGUCGACGGCGAGGAAGAUUUUGGUUCUUCUCCAUCAGGAACGCUACUCCAACUCGGGUUUGACCAGAAAAUGGCUGAAGAACCGGGUCUGGAUCAACGGUGGCCACUUCCACGUGCAGAUGACCUACAGUCCCAACGCAGUUCCAAUCCAUCCGCCCGCAAAACCUAGCGGUCCGACGCUGAGAGAAAGAGUGCAAAUUUUACAGGCUGAGAUUCAGAAGUAUACAUCUAGGAAAGUACGACACAGCCCAUUCUAUUCUCCAGACGCGCCGUUCAAAGGCGAUUUCCACCGUCUGGCCCGGCGGCUCUGCGGGAAAUCCGUAGGCCUUGUCCUUGGUGGUGGCGGUGCGAGGGGUAUCGCGCAGAUCGGUAUCAUACGUGCCAUGCAAGAGGCCGGCAUCCCCAUAGACAUUGUGGGCGGUACAUCGAUCGGCGCCUUCAUCGGAGCCCUGUACGCGCGGCACGCCGACUUUGUCCCCAUCGUCAACGCGGCCAAGAAGUUCUCGGGCCGCAUGGCCAGCAUGUGGCGGUUCGCGCUUGACCUGACGUACCCGUCGGCGUCGUACACGACGGGCCACGAAUUCAACCGCGGCAUCUUCAAGGCCUUUGGCAACACGCAGAUCGAGGACUUCUGGCUCGACUACUACUGCAACACGACCAACAUCUCCAAGUCGCGGGCCGAGUUCCACACCAGCGGCUACGCGUGGUGUCACUUGGGUCCGACGUCAUCUUCGCCGUCGACGUCGGCGCCCUCGACGACAACACCCCGCAGGCCUUUCGGCGACUCGCUCUCGGGCAUGUGGGCCUUCUUCAACCGCUGGAACCCCUUCUCCUCGGUCGCCAACCCGCCCACCCUCGCCGAGAUCCAGGCCCGCCUCGCCUACGUCAGCAGCGUCGACGCCCUCGAGCGCGCGAAGACCCUGCCGGGGUGUAUUUAUAUGCGCCCGCCGAUCGAGGAGUAUGGGACGUUGGACUUUGGGAAGUUUAUGGAGAUCUAUGGCGUGGGGUAUAAGUAUGGGCAGGAGUUUUUGGCUAAGUUGAGGGAGAGGGGCGGCGUGUUGCCGAUUGGGGAGGAGAUGGGUGGCAAGAAGGGGUUGAGGCGGACGAUGGCGCCGAGGAGGGCCAGUAUCUAA